Messenger RNA from Ipomoea triloba (trilobed morning glory), 4723 nucleotides. RefSeq names its product phospholipase A I-like. Lineage: Eukaryota; Viridiplantae; Streptophyta; Magnoliopsida; Solanales; Convolvulaceae. Gene Ontology annotation, molecular function: protein binding; glycerophospholipase activity. Gene Ontology annotation, cellular component: membrane. The transcript is spliced from 18 exons. Gene Ontology annotation, biological process: fatty acid metabolic process. The record is from RefSeq and is a predicted model, not a curated record. Bases 394 to 4431 code for a protein of 1345 amino acids.
UAAUGGUAGAGAAGAGAAGACGACUAAAACGACAACGUACUCAUAACGUUUGCGGUCUUUUCAAUUUUUCAUUAGAGCGCCCUGCACGGCGGUUACGAUCGAUCGUCCCCGCGAGGAGCAUCAACCGAAAAAGAAACCAAAGAAUAUUCAAAUCCACAAUUUCCAUUAGCAGCUAUCGGCUUUCUCUUCUUUCUCUUAUCUACAUUGCUCCCGUUCUCUCUCCGGCCUAUACAUACACAUUUAUGAUAUCUAUAUAGUAACAGCCGGCAAGAGGUAACUGCUCAGACUUAUUACGUUCUCUAGAAUCCAUAUUAUUGUUAUUAUGCGAAUCAAAAGUCUCGAAUUCCUCCGACGCCCUUGAUCCGAUCGAUCGAACGAACAUCGCAUGUGGAAAUGUCAUGGGGACUGGGCUGGAAACGUCCCUCGGAGGUUUUCCACCUGGCUCUGAGCUACGGCUCCGACGAGUUCCCGGAUGAGGGCUCGCCCAAGUCGUCUCGAUCGUCGUCGUCGCAAUCCGGGGGUUCGCCGCUCUCUGAUGCCUCUCCGACCAAGUUGUUUCAGGAAGCGCAGCAGCAGUUGGGGUUUAGGAUUGAGAUUGAUUGGAAUGCGGGUGAUGAUGAGGAUCAAGUGGCGCUCAAGCUGCAGUCGCAGCUCAUGGUGGGGCUGCCGUCUCCGCAAGAUACGGUGGAGAUCGAGCUCACCGAGAGGUGCGAGAGCGGAGAUGUUGAGGGUUGUGGAAAGGGGGAGGUAGGCGUGGAAAUGAGGGUGGUUAAGAGGAGGGAGCCUUUGAAAGGGGUGUUGAUGUGGAAGGCGGGGACUUCUGGCCAUCAAGCUGAUGGUGUUGGGGUGUUCUUGAAGUUGAUGAGGUCCAAUUUCUGCAAUGAUGUUGUUGGGUCCACUAAUGGUGGUGAGGAAAUAGUUGGAGGCUGUGCUGAGCAUUGGCGGAGUGUCACUGUUGUUAGCCUCUCUGGUCUUGGACUAACAGUGUUGCCUGUAGAGAUAGCACAUCUCUCUCUUCUUGAAAGGCUGUACCUUGACAACAACAAGCUGUCAACUUUACCACCUGAGCUUGGUGAGCUGAAGAACUUGAAAGUGCUUGCUGCUGACUGUAACAUAUUGGUCUCUGUCCCUGUCAAGUUGAGAGAAUGUGUUGGGCUAGUAGAAUUGUCACUCGAACAUAACAAGCUGGUCCGACCUCUUCUUGAUUUCAGGGCUAUGAUUGACUUACGUGUUCUAAGGCUAUUUGGCAAUCCUCUAGAAUUUCUUCCAGAUAUAUUACCACUGCACAAACUACGCAACUUAUCUCUUGCCAAUAUUAGGAUUGUGGCAGAUGACCUUUUAAGAUCUGUAAAUGUACAGAUAGAGAUGGAGAAUAGUUCUUACUUCACAGCAUCCCGACAUAAACUGAGUGCCUUCUUCUCUCUCAUAUUCCGGUUCUCUUCUUGUCACCAUCCGCUGCUAGCAUCUGCCCUGGCUAAGAUUAUGCAAGACGAGGGACAUCGUACAUUUGUUGGUAAAGAUGAGAAUGCUGUGAGGCAGCUCAUAAGUAUGAUAACUAGUGAAAAUCAGCACGUGGUGAAUCAAGCUUGCUCUGCACUUACUACUCUUGCGUCAGAUGUUACUGUGGCAAUGAUGUUAAUGAAAUCUGAUAUCAUGCAACCCAUUGAAAGAGUACUUACAUCUUCUGGACCUGAGGAAGUGAUUUCUGUGUUGGAAGUAUUCACUAAGUUGGCUUUUGCAUCUGAUACUGUUUCUCAAAAGAUGUUUAGAAGGGAUAUAUUGAAGUCAUUGAAAAUUUUAUGUGCCCACAAAAAUUCAGAGGUACAAAGGCUAGCUUUAUUUGCAGUCGGAAAUUUAGCUUUCAACUUGGAAAACCGUCGUGUUCUUGUUACUUCAGAAAGUCUAAGAGAACUUCUUUUGCAUCUGACAUCUGCAUCAGAGUCUCGUGUGAGCAAGGCUGCGGCUCGUGCUCUGGCAAUUCUAGGGGAGAAUGAGGUUUUACGGCGUGCUAUUAGAGGUAGACAGGUGCCCAAACAGGGGUUACGCAUACUUGCGAUGGAUGGUGGUGGCAUGAAAGGUCUUGCAACUGUAAAAAUUCUUAAAGAGAUUGAGAAGGGUACUGGAAAGCAGAUACAUGAACUUUUUGACCUUAUUUGUGGAACAUCAACGGGUGGCAUGCUUGCAGUUGCUCUUGGAAUCAAAUUGAUGUCUUUAGAAAAAUGUGAAGAAAUAUACAAAAAACUUGGAAAACUUGUUUUUGCUGAACCUGUUCCAAAGGACAAUGAAGCUGCAUCUUGGAGGGAAAAACUUGAUCAGCUCUAUAAAAGUUCCUCACAAAGUUUCAGAGUUGUUGUGCAUGGAUCUAAACACAGUGCAGAUCAGUUUGAGAGAUUGUUGAAAGAGAUGUGUGCUGAUGAAGAUGGAGAUCUCCUAAUAGAGUCAUCAGUGAAAAGGACCCCUAAAGUUUUUGUAGUAUCAACUCUUGUCAAUGUGUCACCAGCUCAACCCUUCAUAUUCCGUAAUUAUCAGUAUCCACCUGGCACAGCAGAGAUUUCUCCUUCAAUCACAGAGAAUAUGGGAACUGGAGGUGUAGGAGCAGCAAGUACAGGUGCUGAAAUUGGUUAUAAGCGUAAUGCUUUCAUUGGAAGCUGUAAGCAUCAUAUUUGGCAAGCCAUACGAGCAUCAUCUGCUGCGCCAUAUUAUCUUGAUGAUUUUUCUGAUGGAGUAUACCGUUGGCAAGAUGGUGCUAUUGUAGCAAAUAAUCCUACUGUUUUUGCCAUUCGUGAAGCACAGCUAUUGUGGCCAGAUGCAAGAAUUGACUGCUUAGUUUCUGUAGGAUGCGGUUCUGUUGUAACUAAGGUUCGGAAAGGUGGAUGGCGAUAUCUGGAUACUGGCCAAGUGUUGAUAGAGAGUGCAUGCUCAGUUGAUCGGGUGGAGGAAGCUUUAAGUGCACUACUUCCUAUGCUUCCUGAAAUGCAUUAUUUUCGGUUUAAUCCAGUUGAUGAGCGCUGUGAUAUGGAGCUUGAUGAAACAGAUCCUGCGGUUUGGUCGAAACUUGAGGCUGCAACAGAUGAGUACAUGCAAAAUACAUCCACUGCUUUUAAGAAUCUCUGUGAAAGGUUGUUAGCUUGUCUGCAAGAUGAGAAACAAUUGGAUAAUGUAAAGUCUCAGCAAUUUCCCAAAACAAAGAGUUCAAAAUCUGAUGAGAGUGGCCCUGCUUUAGGCUGGAGGCGGAGUAUCCUUCUUGUGGAGGCUUCUAAUAGUCCAGAUUCUGGAAGAGUAUUUCACCAUGCUCGCUCAGUCGAAUCAUUUUGUACCAAUAAUAGAAUAGGGAUAUCCCUUUUCAAUGGUGUACCAGGGACUGUAAAUGCAGCUGGAUCAAGUUUACCAGCAUCCGUGCCUUCACCUUUAUUCACCGGAAGCUUCCCGUCUAGCCCUUUCCUAUACAAUCCUGAUGUUGGGCCUCAUAAGGUUGGUAGAAUUGAUUUAGUGCCUCCAUUAAGCUUAGAUGGAUUUCAAUCAACAAAAGUGGCUGCAUCACCUCCUGAAUCACCUGCAAAGGACCGGCAGUUAUCUUUGCUAGUCCAAUCUUUGUAUGAGAAAUUACAAAAUUCACCUCAAGUUGGAGUUGUGCACCUGGCUCUUCAAAAUGACCUAUCUGGAUCUAUAUUGAGUUGGCAGAAUGAUGUAUUUGUUGUCGCUGAACCAGGAGAACUAGCAGAAAGGUUUCUGCAGAGUGUCAAACUCAGCUUAUUGUCAAUGAUACGAGGACAGAGGAAUAAGUCUGCAUCAGUUAUCAACAGUAUCUCGACUGUUGCUGAUCUGGUUUCGUGUCGACCAUACUUUCAAAUUGGAGGUGUUGUCCACCGUUUUAUUGGGCGCCAAACUCAAGUCAUGGAAGAUGACCAAGAAAUUGGCGCCUACAUGUUUCGGAGAACAGUCCCUUCAAUGCACAUAACCGAUAAAGAUAUUCGGUGGAUGGUUGGAGCUUGGAGGGACAGGAUUAUAUUCUUCACGGGUCUAUAUGGUCCUACACAAUCUUUAAUCAAGGCAUUUCUUGACUCGGGCGCUAAAGCUGUUAUAUGUCCUGCUGCUGAGCCCGACGAAAUGCAUCUGCCAACAUUGGACGGAUCAGGGGAAUUUAACACUACCGAGAAUGGGAAGUUUGAGAUUGGAGGAGAGGAGUUAGAAAAUGAAGAUACCGGGCCUUCCAGUACAGCCAGUGACUGGGAAGAUGGCGAACCAGAUGAAGAUGGAGGAGGGUGCCCAACGUUGUUUUGGGAUGAUAACGACGGGGAGCUGUCUGGUUUUGUUUCAGCAUUCUACGACGCAUUGUUUCAGGGCAGUUCAAGAAUAGACGAUGCCUUAAAACGAGCUCUUGCCUCCCAUCGGAGCCUGAGGUAUUCCUGUCAUCUUCCCAGUGUAACAUAGUUUGCUCUCUCCCUUCCUUGACCAGACUAUCAAAGAUGGCGUUUUCUGAUGAAAGGCAUUUAAUUCUGAGCACUUACUGUUACCGUUACAGUUACACAAUUUUGUAUAGAGCAUCAUACUUGUAUAUGGAAGACAAACUGAAAAUGAGAAACAAAUAAAAAGAAGAGAUUGCAUAAGAUGCGGAGGUAGAAAACAAACAAACAAAAAAAAAAGGUUUCAUUUAAUUACGAGGCUUUGUUAUUCAUUGAUUUUCCAACACUAAUAAAAUGUCUCAUUUAACUUUUGGUUUUUA